AUGGAAGUUACCGAUGUUAGAGAAGAGGCCUUCCCCGCCCCAACCCGAGAAGCCUCUGGGCUCGUCAACGGAGUCGCAACGGAAGUGACCUCGACCAGCUUCUCCGACAAGAUCCUCAUCACCAUCUCCCAAGAAGGACGCCUCUCUCAAUGGAUCCAGGUUCCUCUGACAGGUUCCUCCGCCGGCAUGGUGGAGAUGACACUGCCCAGCAUGAACAAGGGCCUCCUACCCUCAACCCACCUGACCCCCAAGACACUGCUAGGCGGUGGCGGCGACGACCGUGAAACGCUUGGGCAACUGUACGCAUCGCAACUUGCGAGUCACUUGUCUUUGAGGUCUCCUGAUGAUCGACGGACACUGGUUUUGGGCCUGGGACUGUCUAAGAUUGAUACCGAGCGCGAGGCUUUCUUCGAUCUGCUAGAACUCACCCAGAAGGUCCUGUGA
Ilyonectria robusta is the source of this 444-nucleotide messenger RNA. RefSeq lists its product as uncharacterized. The record is from RefSeq and is a predicted model, not a curated record. The coding region runs from base 1 to 444 and encodes 147 amino acids. The transcript has 2 exons. Gene Ontology annotation, biological process: proteasome assembly. Lineage: Eukaryota; Fungi; Ascomycota; Sordariomycetes; Hypocreales; Nectriaceae.